Molecule: messenger RNA, 2521 nt
Organism: Pantherophis guttatus
Lineage: Eukaryota; Metazoa; Chordata; Lepidosauria; Squamata; Colubridae
Source: RefSeq, a predicted model, not a curated record
AUGGCCAUCAUUGGGGGACUAAGUCCUGAUACAUCAUCCUUUAUGGCAGAAAGUGUACAUGUCUACAAAAUUCCACAGUUGACUUAUAGUUCCUUUGCCCAAGAAGACUUUCAGAUUACUGAGUUAUUUCCGCUUUAUUGCAUGGUCCCAAAAGAGGAGCAUCAGUAUACUGGACUUGUACAACUUCUUCUCCAUUUUGGAUGGACGUGGAUUGGACUCUUUGCUUCUGAAAAUAAGGAAGAAUGUUUUUUGCAGAAACUGCAGCCAUUGCUUUCACAGAACAGAGUCUGUUUAGCUUUCACACAAAACAUUCCACAACAUCUCAACUUUGAAGUCUUAUCCAAAUUGCUUAAUUCAUUCUCAAUUAUUUCUGUUAAACUGUUAGAUAAGAAAGCAAAUGUUUUUCUUGUCUAUGGAGAAACAAUCACAAUAGUGUGGGUGAGAACUAUUAUGUUUCUACAUGAUCCUGAAAAUAAAGAGAGUGCAUUAUAUAGGAAGGUUUGGAUCCUGAUGAAUCCAAUUGAUUUCAUUCUGAUGGGAACUCAAAGGAGUUGGGAUCUCCAGAUGUUCCAUGGGGCUCUUUCCUUUACAGUGAAUUCAAGAGACAUUCAAGGCUUUAAAGAAUUUCUUCACGUCAUCAAACCUUCUACCCGCAAAGAUGAAUUUCUUCAACAUGUUUGGGGGCGAUUGUUUGAAUGUUCAUUUUCAAAUACAGAAUUAUCUGAAACUUGUACUGGAGAAGAGAAUUUGGAGAAUCUGCCUUCACCUUUUUUUGAAUUUCAGAUGACUGGCCAAAGCUACAGUAUCUACAAUGCUGUUUAUGCAGUGGCGCAUUCUUUGCAUGAGGCAGUGAGAUCAAAAUCCCAACCAAGAGAGAUUCGAAGGGUUGAAUUUCCAAAUCUGCUAUCUUGGCAGGUUCUUCCAAUUUCUGUGUGUAAUGACCCUUGCUCCCCUGGAUCCUGGAAGAAAGGGUUGGAAGGAAAACAAUUCUGUUGCUACGACUGUGUUCCAUGUCCAGAAGGGAAGAUUUCAAAUCAAAAGGAUAUGGAUGACUGUUUUCAAUGUUCAGAAGAUCAUUAUCCAAAUAAAGAAAAGAAAGGAUGUAUCCUGAAACUGGUGGUGUUUCUAACCUUUGAAGAAACCAUAGGAAUUGGUUUGGCCUCGGCAGCUCUUUGUUUCUUCCUCUUGACAUCUUGGGUACUUGGAAUUUUUAUUAAGCACAGGGAUACUCCCAUUGUCAAAGCCAACAACCGGUCCCUCACCUACACCCUCCUUGUCUCUCUUCUGCUCUGUUUUCUCUCCUCUUUGCUCUUCCUCAGCCAACCUGGCAAAGUGACCUGCCUUCUCCGGCAACCAACUUUUGGCAUCACCUUCUCAGUGGCCAUUUCCACUGUACUGGCCAAAACCAUCACCGUGGUUGUGGCUUUCAUGGCCACUAAACCUGGUUCUCAGAUGAGAAAAUGGGUGGGAAAAAAAUUGGCCUUUUCUAUUGUCCUUUUUUGCUCCCUCUUCCAAGUAUGUAUUUGUACUAUUUGGUUGUUCUCAUUCCCUCCAUUCCCUGAGUUGGACAUGCACUCAGAGCUCCAGGAAAUGAUUUUACAAUGCAACGAGGGGUCAACUUUCUUCUUUUAUUGUGUCUUGGGAUACAUGGGUAUCUUGGCCAUCACCAGCUUUAUUGUGGCUUUCUUUGCCCGUAAAUUACCCGGCAGCUUUAAUGAAGCCAAGUUCAUCACCUUCAGCAUGUUGGCCUUUUGCAGUGUGUGGAUCUCCUUCUUUCCAGCCUAUCUUAGCACAAAAGGCAAAGCCAUGGUAGCUGUGGAGGUCUUCUCCAUCUUGUCCUCCAGUGCUGCAUUAUUGGGAUGCAUAUUUUUGCCAAAAUGCUACAUCAUUGUUUUCAGGCCUGAGCUAAACCACCGGGAACAACUUAUAAAGAGAAUGUAGGGCAUCAUGUGUUCUUUCUGGCUAUGGAAAUGAUUAACAGAACAAAAAGAGUAGAGUGCUGCUAUCUACAGGAAAUUAUAGAUGUCAUUGUUUCUGUCAAACAAGAUUUUAAUGAUUUAAUUAAAGUUUUCAUGAAGGAUCACUCUCCAUCAACCAAUGUAUAUCUACUGUACCUAAUUAUCCAAUUUUAAUAAUGUUGCAAUUUAGGGACAUUAUAUAAAACAUAAUCUUCCUUCUAACUCAUCCCAUUAGAAGUAUAUGCUGACCAUUGACCAUAAUAAAUUUUGAUUUAAUUUGGUUUGAUUUGGGUGUGUCUUCCACUAGUCUUUUGGAUAAGACCCUUUCCAUCAUGCAAUGGCUAAUAAAAUACCACAUCAGGCUAGAAAGCAGGAGACCCUGAGUUCCAGUCCUGCCUUAGCUAUGAAAGUCAUCUGGCUAUCUUUAGGACAGUCCUUCUCUCUCAGCCCAACCCACCUCACAGGGUUGUUAUUUAGGGAAAAUAGGAAGAUGAAAGUGUGUUAGAUAUUUUCAAUGCCUUGAGUUAUUUGUAAAAAUAAUAAAAUCUAUAUGUGUGUGUGUA